Molecule: messenger RNA, 308 nt
Organism: Cylicostephanus goldi
Lineage: Eukaryota; Metazoa; Nematoda; Chromadorea; Rhabditida; Strongylidae
Source: the annotation of a GenBank genome assembly
AUGGAUCCUCCCCUAGCGAUGUUGGCCAGCCUAUGGUUUUACAUGACUCCACAACCACCGAAACCGUCAAUGCAUAGUAUUGUAGUAGGUAACUGGCGUCAGUCCGACAAAAACAGAAGAGCUGGAUUUAGCGGUGCCAUAUUUGGUCCGACUAGUCUCGUAAUCAACAACGAGUGUGGUGGAGAAGAUCCUGAGGAACCAGGUGGUCCAGGCGAGUCACGCAGAAUUAAAGCUUUCAAAUGGUUUUGCAAAUAUUUUGGAGUUCCUGCAGGCUCAGAGAGAUCUCUCAGUUGCAAAGGUGAGUAAGA